Molecule: messenger RNA, 1488 nt
Organism: Colletotrichum abscissum
Lineage: Eukaryota; Fungi; Ascomycota; Sordariomycetes; Glomerellales; Glomerellaceae
Product: ribosome biogenesis protein Sqt1
Exons: 1
Coding region: 1-1488 (495 amino acids)
Molecular function (GO): protein binding
Source: RefSeq, a predicted model, not a curated record
AUGUCGGCCCCUCACGAAAAGACACCCCAAGACGACGGCCAUGAGUCGGAGCCCGAAAUGCUCGAGGCCGACGAGGUCGGCGAGGAAGUCAACGUCGACGACGAGGACAUGCCCAUGGACUCUGACGACGAAAACGAAGAAAUCAACCUCCAAAACGACUCGGUCGCCUACUUUGACGCCCACAAGGACUCCGUCUUCGCCAUCGCCCAGCACCCCGUCCACCCGACCCUCAUCGCCACCGGCGGCUCCGAAGGCGACGCAGACGACGCCCCCGGAAAGGGCUACCUCCUCUCCACCGCCGCCGCCGCCUCCCGCCCCGUCCUGCCCGCCUCCUUCUCCGGCGACGCCGCCCAACCCCAGUCCACCGAGCUCCAGUUCAUCUACCCGAUCGACGGCCACACGGACAGCAUCAACGCCCUGGCCUUCACCCUCCCCAAGGGCGACUUCCUCGUCAGCGGCGGCAUGGACGGCAAGCUCCGCGUCCACGCCCUGCGCGUAAACUCCCCCACCGCCGAGGCCGCGAGCGUCCAGAUCAAGUUCAUCGCCGAGGCGCAGGAGGUCCCCGAGGUCAACUGGAUAGCCGCCUGCCCGAGCCCCAAAUACCCAAACACCAUCGCCAUCGGCGCCAGCGACAACUCCGUCUGGGUAUACACCAUCGAUAUCGCGGCGGGAGGCGGUAACCCCGCGAACUGCCUGCAGCUCGUGCAGACGUACUGGCUUCACCAGGCCCCCGUCACCGCGGGCGCCUGGACGCCCGACGGAAACUUCCUCUGUACCGUCUCCGAGGACGCGAGCCUGUACGUGUGGGACGUCUGGGGAGAGGCGGCGGCCGCGGGACUGGUGGAGAGUAACGGCCAGACGACGGUGAGCUUGACGGCCGAGGACCAGCGCUUCGUGGUCGAGGGCGGGUUGUACAGCGUCGCGGUGGAUCCCAAGGGCACGUUGGUCGCUGUCGGUGGUGCCGGUGGCGCGAUCCGCAUUGUGAGUUUGCCUAGGCUGGCGAGUUCUGCACAGGCCGGCAAGGGCGGGAAGAGCAAGAGCGCGUCGGACGUUGUAGGCGGAGGACAAAUUCUUGCGGCGCUGCAGACUGCGUCGGAUUCGAUCGAGGCGCUGAGCUUCACGACGGCGACGGGCGGGCCGGGACAGAUUUCUACGUUGCUUGCUGCUGGGUCCGUUGAUGGCAGUGUUACCGUGUUUGACGCUGGCAGGAGGUUUGCCGUCAGGAGGAGUCUCGUCGGUGCGCACGAAGAGUUCAGUGUGGUCAAGGUGGAGUUUGUGAAGAACAGCUGGCUGCUGACGACGUGUGGUAUGGAUGGUGUUGUGAGGCGGUGGGAUCUGAGGGCACAGGAUGGCGGUCUUGUCAAGGAGUGGAAGGGACACCGGGGCGAUGGAGAGGGUGGUGGUGUGCUUGGCUUCGUGCAGGGUGAGACUGGAGAGAGGGUUGUCACUGCUGGUGAUGAUGGUGUCGUUCUGGUGUUUGAGGCUUGA